Molecule: messenger RNA, 615 nt
Organism: Zychaea mexicana
Lineage: Eukaryota; Fungi; Mucoromycota; Mucoromycetes; Mucorales; Lichtheimiaceae
Exons: 6
Coding region: 1-615 (204 amino acids)
Biological process (GO): nucleosome assembly
Cellular component (GO): nucleus; chromatin
Molecular function (GO): histone binding; chromatin binding
Source: RefSeq, a predicted model, not a curated record
AUGUCUGAAGAAGUCAUAAACCAGGAAUUUGCCAACAUUCAAGAGGAGGCCCAAAAGGCCGCCAGACAAGUCGAACUUUACACUCGUAAGCUUAUGGUCCCCAUCUGGGAAAAGCGCCGCGACACUAUUAAGAAGAUCCCCGGCUUCUGGACCCAGGCUAUUGGCAAUACCCCUCUGUUCCUCAGCCCCAGCGAAAAUGAUAUUGAAGCUGUGGAGAACUUGACUGAUUUCCACGUCGAAUACGAUGAAGCUCGUCCCGACUACCGCAAGGUUGUCGCUACUUUCAAGAAGAACGAUGUUUUCAAAAACGAAACCCUUACCAAGCCUAGCAAGAAGAGAAAGGCCGAUGAGGAUGAUGAAAGCAACUUGUCGUUCUUGGAGUUCUUUGGCAGCAACGACAACACCAUCGGCGGUAUUUUGGCCGAUGACAUUUUCCCUGGCGCUCUUGAAUACUUUCAAGGUGAAGAUGAUGAAGACGAUGAGGAUGCCGACGAGAUCGACUUGGGUUCUGAGGAUGAUGAAGAAGAAGAAGGUAAGUUGUUGUCCUUUCUGUCUUUGUUUGGCAUUCAUAAAAUGCUGAUAAUGAAUCAUUCUCUUCCUUUUCCUGGAGACUAG